AUGACGCCGAUGAAGUCGGCACAGCAAGGAGUCAGCUGCGGCAAGAUUCUUCAGCGGUUCCCGACCACGGACUGGGAAGACACGCCAUUUAUCGAUGGCAUCGAGCUGUUCUGCCAGCCGCAGGGCUGGGCGCUUUCCACGGAGCGUCUGGAGCCGCGCUUCUUCGUCUCGGUGCUCACAGACGUGGACGCCAACCGGCACUACUGCGCCUGCCUCACCUUCAACGAGACCGUCACCAUCCAGCCCAGCAAGCCGGUGGACGAGCCGCUCGCGCCGCGCGUGUGCCGGCAGUUCUGCCAGCCGCAGGGCUGGGCGCUUUCCACGGAGCGUCUGGAGCCGCGCUUCUUCGUCUCGGUGCUCACAGACGUGGACGCCAACCGGCACUACUGCGCCUGCCUCACCUUCAACGAGACCGUCACCAUCCAGCCCAGCAAGCCGGUGGACGAGGAGGAGGAGACGUUCAGCGGCGAGCGAAACGGCCUGCAGCGUCUGCCGACCAUCACCCACCACAGCGUCAUGUACGCACCCAAGGCGCUGGUGCUCGUCUCCCGGCUCGACUACUUCGUCACUUUCAGGAACUGCCUGGGCAUCCUGUACGCCGUGUACACGGACAACCUCGGCGUGGACCUGGAGGCGCUGGUCGGCAACAUCCUGGGCUGUGUGCAGGUGCCGCCUCCGGGCGGGCCCCAGGUGCGGUUCAGCAUCGGCGCCGGAGACCGGCAGGCGCUGCAGCCGCCGCUCUCGCCGACCAUCCCCACGACAGGCACGGCCGUGGCGCAGCUGUUCGGCCAGCUCGGUAUCAAGAACGUGAUGACGCUGUUCUGCGCGGCUAUGACAGAGCACAAGAUCCUGAUGCACUCGUGCUCGUACUCGCGGCUGACGGAGGCCUUCCACGCGCUCACCUCUCUCAUGUACCCCUUCAAGUACAGCUACGUGUACAUCCCGGUGCUGCCGACCCUGCUGCUGGAGGUGGCCAACACGCCCACGCCGUUCAUGAUGGGCGCGCACUCGUCGGCGCUGCGUAACCUGCCCGACCUGAUGGACGUGAUCGUGGCCGACCUGGACGGCGGCAGCGUGAGCGUGCCGGAGUCGUGCGUGAUCCCGCAGCUCGCCGAGCCCGUGCGCUCUGUGGCGCUGCACAGCCUGUCGCAGGUGCUGCACCCGGACUUGCACCGCUCCGACCACGCCUUCCCCUCGCCGGUGCGGCCCUCGCCCCCGCUGAUCCUGGACAAGGAGAUCCGGGCCGUGUUCCUGCGCCUAUUCGCCCAGCUGCUGCAGGGCUACCGCAACUGUCUGACCCUCAUCCGCAUACACCCGUCGCCGGUCAUCACCUUCCACAAGGCGUCUUUCCUGGGCCAGCGGUCCCUGGUCGACUGCGCGUUCACCGCCCGCCUGCUUGACUGCAUGUUCUUCACGGCGUUCAUCACGGAGCGCGGCCCGCCGUGGCGACCGUGUGACAUCUUCGACGAGGUGUACUGUGGCAUCGCCGACCAGGUCCGCCAGGAGGCCGGCGACCGCUCGCUCACCGUCGCCCACCUGCAGGAGCUGGCGCAGCAUCUCUACAACAACGAGAGCCCCAGCCAGCAGCCGUACGUGGAGAAGAUCCCGCGCCCCACCGAGGGCUCGUUCCGGCGCAUCCACCAGCCGGUGUUCCCCACCCUGCAGCCGGAUGUCGUGCACCGCGUCAUCGAAGAGGGCAGGAGCAAGACCAACCUCAAGCAGAGUGUCCUGACUAGCGAGGGGCUGGCCGCCAUCAAGCCGCAGCCGAACCGGAUCGUGCCGAUGGGGCCGCACAUCUCGAGCCUGCAGCCGGACGGCCGCCAGAUUGUCAACAACUCUGCCCGCCGGCUAGAGGUGCUGCGCAACUGCGUCAGCUGCAUCUUCGAGUCCAAGAUCUCGGACGCGCGCAAGUCUUUCCCGGCGGUGCUGCGCGCGCUGAAGAACAAGUUCGCCCGGCUGGUGCUCUGUCACGAGCUGUCCCAGCACGUGAUCGGCAACAAGGCCAUCCUGGACAACGAGCAGUUCGAGCUGGUGGUGCGCCUAAUGAACUGCGCUCUGCAGGACGACUCGACCAUGGACGAGCACGGCGUGGCGGCCGCCAUCCUGCCGCUGGCCACCGCCUUCUGCCGCAAGCUCUGCACCGGCGUCAUACAGUUCGCCUACACCUGCAUCCAGGAGCACACCGUGUGGCAGAACCUGCAGUUCUGGGAGUCGGCCUUCUACCAGGACGUGCAGCGCGACGUGCAGCGGCUGUACGCGCCGCGGCAUGAGUCGCGCUACGGCGUGAUCGACGCGACGGGCGCCCAAUUCGGCGUGCUCGACGAGCGCGACAGCGGCGGCUGGCGCUCGGAGCGGCGCGCCGAGCCGUCGGCGCUCGAGCUCGCCGCCGACCAGCUGCGCAUGCGCGCGCAGAUCGAGGACGCCAAGCUGCAGGAGCUGAUCAAGACGGAGGAGUCGACCGUGUUCAGCCAGGCCAUCCACUAUGCCAACCGCAUCGUCUACCUGCGUGUGCCCCUGGACGUGGUGUCGCGCCGACAGCGUGUUCACAACUACAACGAGCGCGAGAGCAACAGCAACAGCGUCACCAACAGCGUGGCGGACGCCGAGACGGACAGCAUGACGGCCGAGUCGGGCUUCGAGGAGCCGGAGACGCCGUCGGCCGGCCUCGAGGUGACCCGCUUCGUGUCGCGUUUCGUCGACAAGGUCUGCACGGAGGGCCACGUCACGCCCGAGCAUGUCAGGCAGCUGCAUCAGAUGGUGUCGGGCGUGGUGGCCAUGCACAUUGAGACGCUGGAGGCCGUCAGCAAGGAGUCCAAGCGGCUGCCGUCCACCAAGAAGCCGAAGAUCCUGAUGCCGUCGCUGCUGCCGGGCGAGGAGCUGCUGACGGAGGCGGUGCGGGUGUACCUGCUGCCCGACGGUCGCGAGGAGAUGACGGCGCAGCUGGGCGGACCCGCCCUGCUGCCGGCCGAGGGCGCCUUCUUCAUCACCAACUACCGGCUUAUCUUCAAGGGCGCGCCGUGCGAUGCUUUCGCCAGCGAGCUCACCAUCGUACGCUCGUUCGCCGUCUCGUCGCUGACCAAGGAGAAGCGGAUCAGCGUGCAGUACCUGCCGCACCUGGACCAGUGGCUGCAGGAGGGACUCCAGCUGCGCUCCAACACGUUCCAGCUGAUCAAGCUGGCGUUCGACGAGGAGGUGACGGCCGAGAGCAUCGAGCGGCUCAAGAAGCUGAUCCAGCGGCUGCGGGCGCCGCCCACCAUCGCCGAUCUGUUCGCCUUCCGCGGCCAGCACUUCGUCACGGCCGCCACCAGCGCCAAGGACAAGCAGAAGAACGCGACGCUGCGAGGCUUUGCCAAGAAGACGCUGCUGCGCACGGCGCGCAAGGCGGGCCUCAAGACGAAGGCCUCCAAGCGGCAGAAGUACGUGCUGUCGGUGGACGGCCGGGCCAUGACGUCGCCGGGCAGGAUGAGCCUGGCGCCCGCCGACAGUUUGGAGUGUCUGCCUGGCCAUGAGGACGAGCUGUCAGUGGUGGACGAGGCGGAGGUGGCCAGCCAGGGCAGCUCCUCCCACCUGCAGACCACGCCCGUCGAGUCCGUCUCCAUGGAGCGGCUGACUGAACGCAGCUACUACCGGGACUGGCAGCGCCUGGGGCUGGGUCAGCUGACCAACGCCACCCUCAAGAGGAUGGAGCCGUUCCGCGUCACGGCUGUCAACAGCUCCUACACCGUCUGUCGCAG
This is a messenger RNA of Pollicipes pollicipes, 3734 nucleotides long. RefSeq names its product SET domain binding factor (gene Sbf). Gene Ontology annotation, cellular component: cytoplasm; membrane. NCBI's taxonomy places the organism in Eukaryota, Metazoa, Arthropoda, Thecostraca, Pollicipedomorpha, Pollicipedidae. Gene Ontology annotation, molecular function: guanyl-nucleotide exchange factor activity. The record is from RefSeq and is a predicted model, not a curated record.